Molecule: messenger RNA, 3128 nt
Organism: Hydractinia symbiolongicarpus
Lineage: Eukaryota; Metazoa; Cnidaria; Hydrozoa; Anthoathecata; Hydractiniidae
Product: tyrosine-protein phosphatase corkscrew-like
Exons: 18
Coding region: 53-1861 (602 amino acids)
Biological process (GO): protein dephosphorylation
Molecular function (GO): protein tyrosine phosphatase activity
Source: RefSeq, a predicted model, not a curated record
ACGCAAUUAUUAUUUGUUUUUAGAUUUUAAACAAAUUUAGAAAGGGGUUAAGAUGUCUAGCAGAUGGUUUCAUUCUAACAUUAAUGGCAAAGAGUCAGAAGAGAUUUUGUUAGAAUCAGGUGUAGAUGGGAGUUUUCUAGUGAGACCUAGUACCAGUAAAGUUGGAGAUUUUACCAUUUCCGUAAGAUACAAUGGCGAAGUAACUCAUAUUAAAAUACAAAAUGAUGGGGAUUGUUAUUGCUUGGCAGGUAGUCCUGAUCCAUUUGCUACACUCCAUGGUUUGGUUCAGUAUUACAUGGAUACACCAAAAUCUAUUAAGGAAAGAUCUGGUGGCUUUAUUGAACUUUUGUAUCCAGUUCGUUCAAAUGACCCUACAACCGAAAGGUGGUACCAUGGUCCCAUUAGCUCAAAAGAAGCUGAAAGAAUGUUAUUGGCAAAAGGUCGCCAAGGUAGUUACCUUGUUCGAGAGAGCCAAAGUCAGCCCGGACAGUAUGCGUUAGCUGUACGAUGCAAUAAUGGUAUUCAACAGAUUAUAAUACGACACCGAGAAACAAAAUAUGAUAUAGGGUCUGGACCUACUUUUUUAAGUUUAAGGGAACUUGUUGAAUACUAUGUGCAGAAUCCAAAGUUGCAUGAUAUAAAAGAUCAAUCUCCUAUAAAACUGAGAGAGCCAUUCCAAAGCACAAGUUUUAUUGCAUCAUCUGUUGAAGAACGUAUGGAAGUCCUGAUGAAAGAAAAUCCAAAAGGUGCUACUGGUUUUCGCGAAGAGUUUGAGCAACUUCAAAGAUUUGAUCACAACGAUGGUGUAUAUACUUGCAGUGAUGGUCAAACAGAGGAAAAUAAGUGGAAAAAUAGAUAUAAAAAUAUUUUGCCAUAUGAUCACUCCCGAGUCAGGUUAAAAGGUGGCAAUCCGAAAGAUAUUGGAAGAGAUUAUAUAAAUGCAAAUUAUAUUGAUGUUGAGUUACAAAGUUGGAAAGUAAAGUAUAUUGCUUCCCAGGGUUGUCUACCGUCUACAAUAGGCGAUUUUUGGAAAAUGAUAUACCAGCAUAACUCUUCCAUCAUUGUCAUGUUAACGAACGAAGUAGAGGCUGGCAAAAGUAAAUGUGCAAAAUAUUGGCCAAAUUUAGGCCAAUCAGUAGAAUAUGAUAAGAUAGUUGUUGAUAAUAUGUUGGAACAUAAAACCAAAACAUUCACAAUGCGCGAGCUAAGGAUAUAUCACUCUGAUAAGGCUAAAAAAGCUCCACUGAUGGUUUACCAGUAUCACUUUACUGAUUGGCCGGAUCACGGUGCACCUGAUGACCCUGGCGCUAUUCUUGGUUUAUUAAAUGAGAUUCACACAAAGCAUGACUCGUGCGGACGAAAUGCACCUAUUGUUGUACAUUGCAGUGCUGGUAUCGGUCGAACAGGUACUGUGAUGGUAAUUGACGUAUUGAUGCAUCUCCUUGACGAAAAAGGAUUAAACACGGAGAUUGACAUCAAGAAAACAGCUCAACUUUUGCGUACACAAAGAUCUGGAAUGGUGCAGACCGAGAUGCAGUACCGUUUUGUUUAUCAAGCAAUCAAACAUUUUAUUGAUACAGAAGGGAAACGAAUCGCGGCAAAAAAGGACAUGACUACCUCUGGCCGACCGUCUUAUGGAAAUAUCGAUUUCUCCAAGCCUCGAACUCCUCUAUCUGAAGACGCGCAGUCUCCAACAAAUCCUCGCACAUUGCUACCAGGAAAACCCGUACCACGCCCUCCUUCAUCAUCUGUAAGAGAACCCAAGACUUCUCCACAAAGAUCAAAUGCACUGAGGAGGCAAACUGAACCAUCAAUAUCAGAAGCUCAUAAAAAGCCGAAACCUUUACCUCCUCUAAGUUGAACAAGUUGUAAAUGAAUAAAAGCUUGCUGGUUGAGCUUGGUAAUUAAAUUGUCGAUUCAACUGCUUCCUCUACCAUAUUGGAUGGCCUACCGUAUUGUAUGCGAUAUAUUUUCUACAGAAAUUUGUUUAUAAUUAUUCAGCUAAUUUAACCUGAGAAUGUUUAUUUAGAAUUUUGAUGCAAAAUGUUUUUUUUGGUGUUUUUUAUAUCCUAGCUAUUUUCAGCUUCUUUUACAAUAUUUUAUAAGGUUGUAAUAUGUUGAAAUUUUAUAUGAUUUUAUAUUCACGAGUAGAUUUAUUGUUGACAUGAAGAAGUAAGUUUUUGUCUAAUCAUAUCUCGUAGCUAGACGUUUUUCUCUAGAUCUGUAUACAGCAUUUUAUUGUUGUUCAAUUCAUCAACCUUACCAUCAAAUAAUGAUGCAUAAAAUUUCGUGUAGUUUAAAUAAGAUUUUGUCUUUUAUGAUCUUUUUUUUAAAUGUUUGAAUCCCUUCGAUUUUGUAGUACUUUUUAUUAUUCCUGCUUUUUCAAAGUAUUCGAACUUGUUAAUAUUUUGCGUAAUGUAUGUUUAAAACAAGAAUACAAAAUUUAUUGCUACGUAAGAUUCUGUUGUUUUUUUUUCCAUUCUCAUCUCGAAUUAUAAUCACAGUAGUAUAUGCUUGAUGAGGAGUCUGCGGAAUGACGAGCUCUAGACUCUGAUUGGCUGUUAAGUUUUCCCUUGCUAUUAUCAGUAACAUGUGAAACUGUCCAAAAUUUGGAACAGAAGAUUUUAAGCACCGGAAUAUUUAUUUCAAUGCCAGUACACUGUUGCCGUUGUACCGUUUGUUGUCUUUUUUAGGGAAAGUAAAGUAAGGAUAGUCAAUAAAAAUAUUGUCAAAAUUGUUGGAUGUCAGCUUUGUUUCAAAGUGUUUUUAUGUUUUAUCUGAAGUACUUUGCUCUACAAUUUUUUUGUAACUUGUAUCAAAUAAGCGUAAAAUUUAUAUAAGAAUUUUUAUGAGUAGUGCUCUAAUGUAAUCUUCAGUCUAAGUAUUUUACUCAAAACUUGUAUAUUUUACGUAACAUAUUUAGACUUAAAUAACUUUAGAAAUAUCUGUUCAAGUCAGGAAAUUGAAAUCUAAAACACGUUCAACCAAAACUGAUUUUGUGUUAAGCUCUAAAUACAGAAAAAGCAAUAUGGCGGACGAUUUGGAUGACAAUUUUUGGGUCAAAGAAGACAUCAGCGAUGAGAAGAUUGAAACCAAAGACGAGAAUGAAAAUACUCAUUCUGAGAGUG